Symbiodinium necroappetens is the source of this 1650-nucleotide messenger RNA. The record is from the annotation of a GenBank genome assembly. NCBI's taxonomy places the organism in Eukaryota, Dinophyceae, Suessiales, Symbiodiniaceae.
AUGGCCAGCAACGACAGGGGCCAUGAUCCUUCGCUUGAAGCGAAAAUCGCGGGUAUCGAGCAUACGAUAGAGAUGAUGGUGGGAGAGGCUCUCAACACGAUGAGGAAAGAAAUGCGUACACUCGAUGAUAGAUUGACUCGCCGAUUCGACAGCGACCAGAAAGAGGAGGUGGCCAACCUCUACAACAUGAAGCGCGAUCUGACUGUCCAGAUGAACGGCGACAUAGCUGCUGCUGAGGACCGAAUCACCAGGCGGUUGGACAGCGAGCGCCGAGAACAGAAGGAAGCCAUGGCGGAGCUCCGUCGUGAAAUCAAUGCUCAGCAAGCUGUGCAGGACACAGCUUCGUUUGCCACCCAACGUGUGGUACCCAAAGAAAGCGACGACGUUUGCAAGCUCCACUCAGCUAUGGAGGAGAUGCGCGCUGUGGCUGACAAUGCUCAGCAUGAUGUCAGUCGCCUUGCCCAAGACCUUGCCGAGCAAAAGACCCGGUGUGAUCAUAUGGAGGCGUCAAUGCAAAGGUCAGUGCCCAAGAACGACGACAUCUCGGCCCUCCGGCAAGCCCUUGACAAGACGCACCGCUUAGCGGAUCAGGCACAGAAGGACUUCAAGCGUCUCGAGAAGGACCUGGCAGACCAAAAGCUCCGCUCUGACAACAUGGAGUCGUCUGUUCAGAGCUUGGCAGCGCCAACCAGAGGCAGCCUCGGCGACAAUUCCGAUCUGGUUAAGGUCUUGGCCACGAUAAGUGCAGAGCCCGUCGCUCAAAUGGAGCAGAAGAUUCAGCAGCAAAUGAGCGUCAUGGAGAAGGAGCUCAUCAAGCAGAUCGAGGUUGUAACUGAGGACCUCUCUGGCAAAUUCGCAGCAUUGGAUCCAGGCCAAUAUCAACAGGAACAACUGGCACCUGUGGAAUGUUCUGUGCAGCCAAUUUCCUAUCCGGGAUAUGUUCCGCCGGAACCUGCAUAUGUUCCACCGGAACCUGCACCUGUUACUCCAUAUGCUGAUGUUACUCCAUAUGCUGAUGAAAUCUAUCCUGACUAUCCGGCUUCAACGCCGGCACAAAACUACCAGCAGUCACGAGCCUGCUACUGUGGGAGCAUCGGCUUGCCCGUCACCCGUGAAGCAGACAUCUACAGCGACCAUGGCCCGGUUUCCGACCUUGGCAUGCAUCCAGCUUCUUACGGAUCGAUCCAAGCUCCUUUGGCGGCUGAUUACUUUGGUAGCUUGGAUGGCGACGGCGGUGGUGUAUAUGAUGCCGGUGGAGGAUACGAAGAUGGAUACGAGCAGUUUGCAGGCGGGGAGAUUGCCCCGACUCCUUCUUUCACCACCGUUAGCUACGGCCCUCCCACGGUUGUUGGCUUUGGGCCACCAGUGCUCCAUUCUGUUACCACGAGGAUUGGAAGGCCGAUGUCUCCCGUCCGUGAAGCUAUUCGUGAAGCCUCGCCUAUCCGAGGUGCUUCACCGGUGCGGGGGGCUUCGCCUAUUCGAGGAGUGUCACCGAUAAGGUCUACAAUGCAAUAUCAGCCCAGGCAUCGUGAGCUUUCUCCACUUCGUGCGCGCAGCACAGGUGAUCCAACAGCGUACCACUUCAAUCCUGCCGCCAACGGCCGAUUGCUGGCCAUGACCCAGGUGCCUGUUCCAGGUUUCAAGCGUUGA